Molecule: messenger RNA, 2163 nt
Organism: Mangifera indica (mango)
Lineage: Eukaryota; Viridiplantae; Streptophyta; Magnoliopsida; Sapindales; Anacardiaceae
Product: protein PTST homolog 2, chloroplastic
Exons: 8
Coding region: 274-1926 (550 amino acids)
Source: RefSeq, a predicted model, not a curated record
AGGCUAUUCCAAACGUAAAACCAAAUGAACCCCUUUUGGCUUUCUCAUGAAAUAUUAUUUGUAGCCAAAUAUAUGGGAGAAAAACAAAACAAAACAAGCCCAACCAAACCGCAAAAAGUUAUAGCCAGUAACGAUAAAUAUACUAGGUCGACAAUUCAUUAAUUGCUUGUUACGCAUUUCAGUGUUAUUGUUCGUUGCUUGCCUCCCUCUUCUCAGUCCUCACUACUUAUUCAAUUAAAGAUUCUGCCUGCGCUACGAAAUGCCUGAACCAUCAUGGUUUCUUUCACAACUGCUUCUAAUCGUUUAUUUGCCUCCCCUUAUUCCGCUACUGAUUUGAAUUUGCAUACAUUUCCUUCCUGGGUUUCUGUUUCUAACCCGAGAACCAGACCCAGAAAGCAGGAGAUGGGUAUUUCUUUUAAUCUUGCUGUGGUGGCAAAAGAGAGGGGAAGUGGUUGUUCUUUUUUGGGCUUUGUUGACGUCAGGAAAAGGAAUUACCGGGGUUCUUGUUGUUUUAGUUUGCAGAAAGACUGGCAGAGUGAAGGAGAUUUGGGUUUGGAAGCUGAGAUUUUGGAGUUUAUGAAGAGUUCCGAGAAUCCUGAGAGGUUUCCUACCAAGAAACAGUUAAUGGAUGCGGGAAGGAUGGAUCUUGUUGAAGCUAUUACGAAACAAGGUGGGUGGCUCACUUUUGGUUGGGAUUUGGAUGAUGAAGAACAUAAAGUAGAUGGAAAUGAGGUUAAAGAUUGGAAAUUUAAGAAUGUUGAAGACUACAAAAUUUGUUCUGUUAAAGACUGGGUUGAGAGUGGUGAAAAGGAUAGUGCUUUGGACGGCAAUAAAGUUAAUAGAUUUAGCGUUUCAUCUUUUGCUGUUAGUUCCUCUGGUCCGGCUUCCUCAUCUGGUAGAUCAUUAGACGCUACAGCCGAGGAAGAUUCUGGGGUUGAGGGUAUACUAAGCCGGCUAGAAAGAGAGAGGAAUAUUAAGUUUGCGUUCAAUUCCAGGGAGAAAGCGAAAGCUCCUCCUAUCCGAAGUUAUGAUCAUGAAGAUGAAUGGCUUGUGAGAACAUCAAAAAAACUGGCAGUUGCUGAUCUUGGAAGAAGCAGUAAACCUGCAUCAUUAAGCUCUGGUGAAGGCAUAAUCAAUAAUGCAAAGGGAAAGCCGUCUCUCUCAGACCUUAAAGGGAUAGGAAACUCACUUAAGCCCGGAAUGUGGAGAACUUGGAGCUCUCAAAGGGCAGGAAUUUCAAACAUGGAACUCAAAGCUGCUGAAGCUGUCUCCAAGGAGGAAGGACCAAUGAAUGCUUCAAGGGAUGGAACACUUGAAGUAAAAGAGCACUGCUGUGAACAUUCAAAUGGGCAGAAAGUAGGACUUAGUAGCAAUCAAAUAAAAAGUCGCCUUAAACAAAUGAGAUCUGAGCUUUCAUCUGUUCUUCACUCAUUGAGAUCUAAUACUGGUCAAGUUGUGUUACCAAAGGGUUAUGAAAACUCCUCUGAGGAUUUGCAGAAGCUUUCUGAUGCUUUGGAGUUCCAAGAAAAUGAGAUCAUGAAUGCCAAAGAUAGGUUACGGUCAGUACAUGCUAAAUUGGCAGUGCUAGAAGGAAAGAUGACCCUAGCAAUGAUUGAUGCUCAGAAGAUGGUUAAAAUGAAACAAAAAAGGAUUGAUGAUGCUCGUAGAGAUUUACAGCUUAUUCGUACUACUUGUAUAGUCUGGCCUAAUUCCGCCUCAGAGGUGCUCUUGGUUGGAUCGUUUGAUGGUUGGUCUUCAAAGAGAAAAAUGCAGAAGUCUAGGACAGGGAUUUUUUCAGUAACCCUGAAUUUGUAUCCGGGGAAAUAUGAGAUCAAGUUCAUUGUUGAUGGUGAGUGGAGGAUUGAUCCCCUACGUCCUAUCAUUCACAAUGGCGGAUAUGAGAAUAACGUCCUAAUGAUCAUGUAGAAACUCAUCAAGCAUGCAAUGCCGAAGUGAGCAAUAGAAACAUUUUAUACUGUGAAUACAAAGAGUGCUGCAACUUCCUUCUUUCUUACCCAAUAUACUUGUAAACAUAUUAUCUGGGUAGCUGAUGCUAAUCUUCUCACGACUUUCUUACCCAAUAUUCUUGUAAACAUAUUAUCUGGAUAGCUGAAGCUAAUUUUCUGAGGAUUCUCUUACGUGGAAGGAUUUGCAGAUGACACA